This is a messenger RNA of Bolinopsis microptera, 990 nucleotides long. Its product is annotated as mitochondrial glutamate carrier 1-like. Gene Ontology annotation, molecular function: L-glutamate transmembrane transporter activity; L-aspartate transmembrane transporter activity. The transcript has a single exon. The coding region runs from base 98 to 901 and encodes 267 amino acids. The record is from RefSeq and is a predicted model, not a curated record. NCBI's taxonomy places the organism in Eukaryota, Metazoa, Ctenophora, Tentaculata, Lobata, Bolinopsidae. Gene Ontology annotation, biological process: L-glutamate transmembrane transport; aspartate transmembrane transport; malate-aspartate shuttle.
CACCUUCGACCGUUUGAAAUGCAAAGUUUUCAACGGUGCCUUUGCCGGGGUAGUCGGAGUAACCUGUACUUUUCCUCUUGACCUUGUUAAAACGAGGAUGCAAAGUCAGAACAAAUCAAUGGGUGGACCUCCCAAAUACCGAAAUGUUUUCCACUGUUUCAAAUCCAUCUUCAAGUCAGAAGGACCCUUAGGGUUGUACCGAGGUGUUGGUGUCAACCUUCUCCUUAUCAACCCGGAGAAAGCAAUCAAGCUUGUGGUGAACGAUGAACUGAGGAGACACUUUGCUGUGACGUCAGGCAAGUCAAAGAUCUCAGUGAAGCAUGAAGUGCUGGCUGGAGCUGGUGCUGGUUCUUGUCAGAUAGUCAUCACCACACCCAUGGAGCUCCUCAAGAUCCAGAUGCAGCUUGCUAGCCAGGUGGAAGGUAACACGAUGACUGCAGGGUCUCUAGCUAAGAAACUGUUCCAGGAGAAAGGCAUUAAAGGACUUUACAAGGGCACGGCGGUCACAGCUCUGAGAGACGUUACCUUCUCCUGUGUCUACUUCCCGUGUGUGGGUAUCGGAACUCAGCUCUUCCACAGCGAGACUGAUAGCAAGUUCACAGGUUUCCUUAAAACCCUGGGUGUUGCCAGUGUCGGGGGUGCUGCUGCUGCUGGUAUGGUCACGCCCUUCGAUGUUAUUAAAACACGCAUACAGACGGUAACACCCGGAGUUCAAAACGUCACCUACAGUGGGGUUCCGGACGCCUUCUCCAAGGUUAUCAAGAACGAGGGGUUUGGAGCACUUUUUAAAGGGUGUGUGCCUCGUAUGAGUGUCAUUGCACCUCUCAUGGCUAUAGCUCAGUCUGUUUACUUUAUUGGUGUAGCUGAGUCUCUCUUUGGGAUCAACACAGCUAACUAUUAACACACUUUAGAAAUGCCGCCAGUCCUUUGUAUCCAACUCAUGGAUUAAUAAAAAUGAACUCUUAUGGACAUGGAUAAUGGAGGGUAAGA